This is a messenger RNA of Iphiclides podalirius (scarce swallowtail), 582 nucleotides long. The record is from the annotation of a GenBank genome assembly. NCBI's taxonomy places the organism in Eukaryota, Metazoa, Arthropoda, Insecta, Lepidoptera, Papilionidae.
AUGGCGUGCGCUACCCUUAAAAGAAAUUUGGACUGGGAAUCCAUGGCGCAGUUACCUGCAAAAAGGCGAAGAUUUACGCCAUUUGCUGCAACGUCUAGUACCAGUCCCGGAUAUAAAUUAUCUGAAAAUAGGCCUUCGACGUUUGGAGAAACCGUUAGUGCCUCUACAAAAUUGACCCUAGAACGCAUGCCACAAGAGAUAUGGAAUGAAAUAAAGCGUCUUCAGCGACGGCGGCAGCUGCGACUGGCUGCAGGGGCGGCGUCCUGCUCUUCUUCCAGUGGCAGCGAGGGUGACGCCUCGCCUCCGCACAGGACACAACACACCUCACAGGACGCGCACAAGUUGCACAACCGCGCUCUCUUCACCUUCAAGCAGGUGCGCAUGUUUUGCGAGAGAAUGCUCCGUGAACAAGAGGCUGCUCUACGCGCUGAAUACGAAUCUGCACUCAGCAAUAAGUUGGCUGAGCAAUAUGAAGCCUUUGUACGCUUCAACUUAGACCAAGUACAACGCCGACCUCCACCAGCAACCUGCAUGGAUGCAGAACAUCACAUGAGUCAGGACCUAGUCCCCAGCUAUCUGUCC